AUGAGAAGUGUCGUCCCGAAUUUAAAGAUCUAUGUUAAAUUACUCACCAAAUUAGGGCGGGAAAUUCAUCUAAUGCAUUUUGCACAUAAAGGUCCAUAUUACGAAGAGAUAAACAAAACGGUCGACAAAGCAUCGCAUAUUUACACAAAGUUCAUUGUUGUCUUUAUGUAUAUGACUAUGAUGAUGUUCAAUAUCACUCCGAUCUAUAACAUUUCCAAAAACAUAUUAAGUAGCAAAACCGAAAAUUCCACUCAGGAGUACGCGUUAUAUUACAGCUUUCCUGGGAUCAAUCCUAUGAAUUACUACCCUACAACGACGGUGUAUAAUUUCUAUCUUUCAUACAACUGUGGGAUUAUGAUGUGCGGAUUAGAUUUGGUUCUAUUCUUGAUGAUUUUUCAACUUAUCGGCCACGUGUACAUUCUGAGGCACAACCUUGAGAACUUCCCGUCGCCUAAGAACAAAGUGGUCCUGAAUAUUGGGGAUCUGCCCAGAUACAAAAACAAAGAAAAUUGCAUCGUCGAAAUGUUUGACGCGAAGGAGAACGAAGAAGUGCGCGUGCGGCUGGCGGAGUGCAUAGAACAUCACAAAAUUAUCAUUCGAUUCACAGAUGAAAUUUCAGUUGUUUUCGGCCCUAUUUUAGCCUUUAACUACAUGUUCCACAUGGUCGGAUGUUGUUUGCUAUUGCUGGAAUGUUCAGCGGGAGUAAGUUCAUGGCAAUAUUAAAAAAUACUUAUCUUUCGACAAUGAUUACAGACAUAAAUUUUAA
Molecule: messenger RNA, 766 nt
Organism: Ostrinia furnacalis (Asian corn borer)
Lineage: Eukaryota; Metazoa; Arthropoda; Insecta; Lepidoptera; Crambidae
Biological process (GO): sensory perception of smell; detection of chemical stimulus involved in sensory perception of smell
Cellular component (GO): plasma membrane
Molecular function (GO): olfactory receptor activity; odorant binding
Source: RefSeq, a predicted model, not a curated record